AUGGCUGCCCAUAUCAAAGAUUAUAUUCAAGAGGGAAAGCUUUUUGAUAUUUUUGAACUCAAAGAUUUAAAGGAAAUCCUAAAAUUAGCGAAUUUAACAUCAGAAGAUUUUAUUACUCUUCUUAAACAAUCCGAAUCUACUCUUGAUGGAAAUAAGUUAUAUAAAUGCGCUCGAAGCACUAAUGUUUCAAUUCGCAAUUACCAAGAAGUUAUUUCAACACUUAAAUCUGUUCGAAAAUACAUGAAUUUUACGAUGUUAGAUGGAAUUAUUGGUUUUUUAGAUGAAACUGAUAAAAUUAUUUCAGAAUCUACAGUAAAAAUCCAAAAACUUCAAGCAGAGUUAAAUUCCAUUCAAAAAGCAAAACAAAAAAGUGACAACAAAAUACAAUUACCUAAAUCCGAACUCAAAGAAAAAGAAAGUAUAAUAUCUCAAAUUAAUGAAGAAAAUUCCACCGAUGCGUAUAUACUUAAUGAAUUCAAGUAUCCAAAUCAAGCUUCAAAAAUUAUUUGGAAUAUCAAUACCAACAAUAUCACAGAAUCCACAAAACAGAUAAUUAAACUCAUUAAAACACAAAAAGUUCCUGUCAAAAUGGCACUUUAUUUAAUCGAUACUUUUUCAACACUUCGCGUCAAGAAUAUUGCUCAAUAUGCAAAAUUUUAUCAAGAUAUUUCAAAAGAGUUUUCUUUAACCAUCAAACCAGAAAAUAGAGAUUUAGCAACAUUAUUAUCCUAUAAAGGCUUAAAUUUUAAAGAUUUCAAACCUCACAAAAAAGAAGAAGACAUUCUAAAUAUCUAUAAAAAAGAUAGCCUUUUAUAUUUUAUCGCUUGGGAUAAAAUCGAUGAUCUUAAAAGCAAAUUCCCAAACUUGGAUGCUAAUAAGAUAUGCGAUGAUUUAACACCUCUUGAGUGUGCAUGCAAAUUUGGAUCAGAGUUAUGUUUCAAAUACUUGAAAGAUAAAGGUGCAAAAUAUACUGAAAAUACUGCAAAAUUUGCUUCUAAAGAUGGAAAUAAAAUAAUUUUCUCACAAAUGCUAAAUGACGGUCAAUCAUUUAAAGGCUUAAUUGACAUUGCAUUGAUUCACCGAAAUUACGAACUUGUUAAUUAUCUUUCAACAAGUUUUGAUCAAUACCCUUCUUCAGAAAUAUCAAAAUUUUUGUAUUAUGGGAAUUUUGAUAUUGCAUCAUAUCUAAUUCAAAAUGGAAAUAGUGUGAACAAUAAAUUUAUUCUCUUUCUUUUAAUAUCAAUCAUCGUUUUAUACGAUUCUCUUUCUUUUAAUAUCAAUCAUCGUUUUAUGACAUUCUCUUUCUUUUAA
Molecule: messenger RNA, 1311 nt
Organism: Trichomonas vaginalis G3
Lineage: Eukaryota; Parabasalia; Trichomonadida; Trichomonadidae
Product: protein ubiquitination
Exons: 1
Coding region: 1-1311 (436 amino acids)
Source: RefSeq, a predicted model, not a curated record